AUGUCCAUUAUCAGUCCCAGGCAGCGGGAGACGGUCCAGGCCGCCCUCCAGCUGCAAACAGAGACAGAGCUUUGCGCAGGACCUUCGGCCGGCAGCCCCCCGGCAGCCCCCGGAAGGGACUCCUCUCGAGAUGCAGAGCAGCCGGGCCCGAGUGGGAUGCAGACAGGACCCGACUUAAAUUGGAUGGAACCGGGCCAGGCUUUAACCUUCAUUGGCUACCAGGAAACGGGAGGCAAAGGGAACGUUCACACAGGGGCAAAACCUCCAUGGCUAACAGAGGAAGAGGAAGAGGAUGGAAGUAAACAACAGAUUGGACCUUCGUACGAGGAAUUUCUCAAACAAAAGGAGAAGCAGAAGCUGAAAAAACUCCCAGCGGAGCGUGUUGGUGCCAACUUUGACCAUACCUCUCAGACAGGCGACAGCUGGCUCCCUUCCUUCGGGCGCGUUUGGAAUCACGGCAGGAGGUGGCAGUCCAGGCAUCAGUUUAGAACUGAAUCAGGGGAAAAGAAGAAAAAAAGGUGAUCAGAAGAGGAGCACCGAAGAAGCCAAGCUGUGACUGUUGCAGGAGGGUGGACUGCGGGCAGCUGCAGCUUUGCUGGUGCUGCCACGUUUCGUGCUGCUGUUUAAUACAGACACCCAGAUGCGUGGGGUCCCCUGGCAGGCAGGGCGACCACAGCCUCAUACCGAGUUCAACACUGUUACUGAAGGCUGCUCUGCCGGGGGGCGUCACAGCAGGCCCACUCCCCCUGUAAUGGACACGCGGCAUGUAUCUGGACACCGAUUUCUCAAGCCUUAAGCUGCGCAAAGGCAGAUCCUGCCAUAUCUCCAUACUCAGAAAGCCUGCCUUACGCAGCACGUGCUGCCAGCAUCCUAUGCUGACACGUAGCAUGACAUCUAACCCUUAAAGAAAUUUUUGAGAAAUAAACUUUUUUUUUUAAAUUACCUGUGUUGAUAAACCAACAGAACCUUGUUUCACAUGUGGGGCCCGCUGUGGGGCACCUGAUGUUUUCAUUCUCAUGCUACUUUCACUCCUUUGGCCUCACCUAACGGACACCUAGUUAGUCCUCAGUAGAAGAAAAGAGGCCUUAAAGAUCCUUGCUGUGGGCAGUUCUUCCUUUUCAUUUAA
This is a messenger RNA of Egretta garzetta (little egret), 1126 nucleotides long. RefSeq names its product centrosomal AT-AC splicing factor (gene CENATAC). The record is from RefSeq and is a predicted model, not a curated record. NCBI's taxonomy places the organism in Eukaryota, Metazoa, Chordata, Aves, Pelecaniformes, Ardeidae. The transcript is spliced from 8 exons. The coding region runs from base 1 to 522 and encodes 173 amino acids.